Molecule: messenger RNA, 3343 nt
Organism: Larimichthys crocea (large yellow croaker)
Lineage: Eukaryota; Metazoa; Chordata; Actinopteri; Sciaenidae
Gene: spty2d1
Product: SPT2 chromatin protein domain containing 1
Exons: 6
Coding region: 641-2776 (711 amino acids)
Biological process (GO): transcription by RNA polymerase I; nucleosome assembly
Cellular component (GO): nucleolus
Molecular function (GO): DNA binding; histone binding
Source: RefSeq, a predicted model, not a curated record
CGUCCCCAUCUCACAAAUGCCUAGACAUCUGUACAUCUUACAUUUACAUAUGAUCCACCGCAGACCGAAAACAACACAUCGACCUUACUGUGUUAACUGACGCUUUGUAAUCUCACAAAGGCGGAAGUACGCACAAGUGAGUCAUCUCGCUUCCUCGGCGUACUCUCUGAACCCUUUAAUUUGUCGGUGUUUCUCGCUGUUAGUCUCUAGUAACACCCGAUGUCUGUUGCGCCUGACUUUUUAGUGUUUUUCUUUCAGUAGGCUUUGAUCGUACACAUAAUUUGAUGGAUUUUUGCCUCGGUUUGGCGUGUUAUAUAUUUACGAAAGGACAAGUUCGUCUUUCAGGCUUCUUCUUCUUCUUCUUCGCCGGCUAACGUUAGGGUAGCUAACUUCGCUAGCGUGUGCUGUCGUUAAUUAAGCUGACGAAGUAAAGUAGUGCUAACUGUUCAGUGUACGGUUUAUCUCCACAUGGAGUUUGCUCUAUAACGUGGUUUUCUCAAAGCUAUCCAAGUGCCGUUUGAUAACGCCAAACCCUGAAGCUGCUUAUCUGUGUGUGAGCUAAACGCUAGCCGCAUAGCCCUCCUGGAUGAGUUUUGCCUGAUUCUCUUCAUACAGCCGGCAAACAUCACCUGCUGACAAAAUGAUGGACUUUGAUAAUAUACUGGACAUUGCCUCCCAAAACCAGGGAGGUAGCGGUUCACAGAAAAGAUACAGUUUACAAGCUGGGCCACCCAAAAAGGAUCCGAGGUCGAAAGGAGUAAAUCCUGCUGCUGUGCAGGCACUCCUCAAAAAGCAAUUCGUCGAGACCAAAAAGAAAGAAAUUCAAAAUAAGAAAAAAAAGGAGGAACUACUCGCCAAGAGGGUUGAGCUGAAGUCGGACCGUAAAGCAAGAGCCAUGGCUUCCAGAACUAAAGACAAUUUCAGAGGCUACAAUGGCGUCCCGAUAGUGGAGAUGCCCAAAAAGAGGAGAACGAAACAAGAAAUGGAGGAAGAAAGGUCGAUGAAUAACGAUAGGUUUAGGAAUAACUCACUUGACCCAGAGGAUGACGAGGAUAACUAUGAGUAUGAACAGACGGAUUCAGAACCAGAUCAGGACCCAGAGCCACUGAGACCAGGGAAGACUACAGGUGUUAGUGGGAGUAAAAGUAGCGAUAAGCUCUCCUCUAAAAGAAACAGUGGGCCACCGAAGCCCGCUCCGCCUCCCAUGAACUUUGCAGACUUACUCAAAUUGGCGGAGAAGAAGCAGUUUGAGCCAGUUGAGUUAAAAUCCAAGGCAGUGAAAAAGGAAGAAAGGCUCCGCACAGCUGAAGAGAUAAGGGAGCUGGAGAUGGAGCGCAAGGCUAAGAGACCUGACAAAGAUCGGGACUCGAAGGCAGAGAGGGAAAGAGACGGCAAGUCCCAGUCUAGCUCUAGUUCGAAUAGAAAAGGCACUUUAGAGAGGGAGCAAAAGAACUGCAAACCACAGAAGAACUCUGUAGAGAAACCAGGUCUGCACAGCGGCUCAGGAAAGAAGUCUCACCAAAAUCAGAUUAGCCACUCUUCUUCCAAGCCCCAAGAGAAAGAGAGACCCAAGACAUCUCACAGUGAUAGAGACAAAUUCAAGUCGAGCUCGUCUAGUUCAUCUGGUGCCAUAAACAGUAAAGUUCCUUCGAAAUCUUCUCAGGUUUUAGCCAAACAGGUGGGCUCCAAGCCUACCUCUAGCCACAAAUCCAGCACCUCAAGUGACCUUAGUUUCAAAAAAGAAAGCUCCUCAGUAUACCAAGGAAGAGCAUCAGGCAUUCCUGGGACCAGGCCUCCUGGUUCAACUGUAACAGGCCAAAAAUCUCAACAUGGGAGCUCACAGCAAAACCGGUCGAGUCAGGGUAACUCAUUGAAGCAGGGAUCUAUAGUCGGAGGCCUCAAAUCUGGAAAGGGAGAACCGCUAAGGCCUGGAAAUAAUUCUGCAGUCAAAUCAAGUGGUAAUCCAGUGAUGAGACCUUCAUCAGGUGGCCCGCUGAAGGCAGGGAGCCAACCUCAGGCAAGACCUGGAGGCACACUCCAGGCAAGGCCUGGUGGAGCCCCACAGACAAGACCUGGAGGCGCACUCCAGGCAAGACCUGGAGGUGCCCCACAGGCUAGGCCUGGUGGGAGGGGCAUGCUGGCUCACUCUGGAGGUCGUGGAUCCCGACCUCCAGGGGUUGGACCUGGUAGUGGAGGAGCAGUACAAGGACGACCGACUGGCAGCAUUGCAUCAGGACCUGGAAGACCCAAGUGCACUGUGGUGUCGGAGACCAUCUCGUCCAAGAAUGUUGGUGGAUCCAGACCAGGAGCCCCUCCUCGUCCAGGCAUGCAACAGAGACCUGGGAUGCCACCCAGGCCGGGAAUGCCACAGAGGCCGGGAAUGCCACCAAGGCCAGGAAUGGCUCCCAGACCAGGAAUGCCACCCAGACCUAUGAUGAACAGACCGCCAGGCACAAUGUUACCACCCAUCACCUCUGCAUAUAAGAGAAAAUAUGAGGAUGAAGAUGAAUAUGACUCAGAAAUGGAUGAUUUUAUUGAUGAUGGAGGUGACGAUCAAGACCAAAUUUCCAGGCACAUUAAGGAAAUCUUUGGCUACGAUCGAACCAAGUACAGGGAUGAGAGUGACUAUGCACUUAAAUUCAUGGAGAGCAGCUGGAGAGAUCUGCAGAAAGAGGAGGCCAGGAGCUUGAAACUGGCAGUGCAGGAAGACCUGGAGGAGGAGAAAAGAGAGGAAGAUGAAAUGAAAAAGAAUGCCAAGAGGAAAAAAAAGAACUGAAGCCCCUUUUCUGGUUGAGAUGACUUAAAAGAAAGACAGGACAUGGGGGGUCUGCCAACACAUGAAGCCUGCUAACUGUGUCCACCUCGGCUUCCUCUCUGCUUCUCUCCCCAUGUUCGGGGGAAAAAAAGUGGACUUGACACAUGACAUUAUCUCAAGAGGAAAAGUUAAAGAAUUUUAGUCAAAGACAAAAUAUGCACAAAUCAUUCAGGCAUUAAAGCCGGUAGGAUGUGACGAAACAUUUCCCCUGUUAUAUUAUUUAUUUUCCCUCCCCAAUGAGUGCAGGGUUUACACUGUCAACAGUUUCUCAAAGGAACUGAGUCGCAAAGAGAACUAUAAAUAUGGAUGAGCGUGAGUUUUUUUGUUUUGUUUUUUUAGACUAACAACGACAUACAGUCUCAAGUGUCGAUAACAUGCUAUUUUUGAGCAGAAGUCGUUGCGUAUUUUUCCAAAACAACCUUUUGAUUGUCAAAACUGAAUAUGCAGAAAAACAUUGCCACUUGACGUGUUGUGUGUGUGUUUGUCUUUAAAAAUGAUGUGAGAGAUUGCAUAAAGGGUUUUAUUUAA